Molecule: messenger RNA, 1791 nt
Organism: Neolamprologus brichardi
Lineage: Eukaryota; Metazoa; Chordata; Actinopteri; Cichliformes; Cichlidae
Source: RefSeq, a predicted model, not a curated record
UGGAUUGAACGCAGUGAAUGCGUCAGUCACGCCAACAUUUAAAAGCUGCUGCCCUUUAGACAAGCUUGUAGACUGUUAUGGGUUAAUAAGUUCACUGUUGGCAGUUUUGUGUUAAAGCCUGUGAGGAGGACAAACGCAGAAGAGAGACUAAAAUGACCGAUCAACUGCAGUUGCGUAACUUUAUUUGACAGAUUUAUUCACGCCCUUCUCGUCCUCCCUUUCAAAGAAAUCUAACCCACAUCCUCGGUCAGUGUUCCUGACACAAAAUACCAGAUCCAUGAGGCAUCCAGGAAGUGAGUUAGUGGUCAGUGCGUGAGUGGGAUCUGUCUGCUGAGCCCUGCAAUGCAAUUUAUAGAGUUGGGCUGUAAGCGCGCACUCAGCAGUGGUUUUUUAAUCAGAGUUCCUUCAACUGAGUCAUGCAGCUACAGCACACAGGAAGAAGUCCUUGAAGCACACGUGUGGCGGAGGGUAAACUGUUUGUAGUAGGAAUACUUUGCUCUGAAAAAAACAGGAUGCAAAAUAAAGAAUCUCUAGCGGCUCCUUGUGGUGUGAAGGAAUGAAGGCCAUGGAGCUAAAAGUGUGGGUGGACGGAGUGCAGCGCAUUGUGUGCGGGGUCACGGAGUUCACCACAUGCCAGGAAGUGGUCAUCGCUUUGGCGCAAGCCAUUGGACGGACGGGCAGAUACACUUUGAUCGAGAAAUGGCGGGAGACAGAGCGCCACCUGGCUCCAAAUGAAAACCCUGUAGUGUCCCUGAACAAGUGGGGCCAGUAUGCCAGUGACGUGCAGCUCAUCCUCCAGCGCACCGGCCCGUCUGUCAGCGAGCGGCCAACCUCUGAAGGGCUGGCUCGUGUCCCAGAACGAGGUCUAUACCGCCAGAGCCUUCCACCUCUGGCCAAGCUCCGCCCAUCGGGGACAGACAGGUCGCUCAAACGAAAGGAACCCAAACGCAAAUCUCUGACCUUCACAGGAGGCGCCAAGGGUCUGCGGGAAAUAUUUGGAAAAAGCAGAGAUACUGAUGUCAAACAGUCCCAGCAGCACGGUGUGAGUUUAAACCUCAGCAGAGUUGGAGGAGGUGGAAUAGCAUCUGUACCUGGGAGUCCGGCCAGAGAGCUGAGCCGACUGGUGCAGCUGCAGAGAAACAAACUCCAGGCCCUGGAAAGCCGCCUGCUGGGCUGCGAGGCUGAGCUGCGAGACUGGGAGGAGGCCACAGGCGAGGCCAGCGAUGAAGGAAACCUGGAGGAAGAGCUGCUGCUUUUAGAGCAGCAGGUGAGGAGGAAUGACGCCGAGAUGGAGGAGGAGGAAUUCUGGCAGAACGAGUUGCAGAUAGAGCAGGAGAGCGAGUGGCAGCUGCGGCAACAGCUAGCCGAGCUGCAGGGCCGCGUGCGCGACUGUGAAGCCAAGCUUUCGGAGUAUCUAGCUCGCAUACAGAGCAUGGAGGCAGGUGUGGAGCAGGAGCGACUGCAGCAGGAGGCUGAGCUGAAACAAAGGGUCAAUGAGGAAGAGGUACAAGCCCAGCUGGAGAAAGUGAGGGCAGAGUUGGAAAUGCAGAGCCAACAAACAGCACGGCUGGAGAACAGCUGCAGGGCAUUGGAACGCUCGCUCAGCCAGUCAGGCAAGAGAUUACAGGAGAAAGAGCAGGAGCUGGAGCAGCUGACAAAAGAGCUUCGACAGGUCAACCUACAGCAGUUCAUUCAGCAGACUGGUACCAAGGUCACUGUGCUGCCAGCUGAACCAUCAGAAGACAUCAGCAGCGGUAUAAAUACACGUACACACUGACAGAAACUCUACAA